Messenger RNA from Dipodomys spectabilis (banner-tailed kangaroo rat), 3997 nucleotides. RefSeq names its product centrosomal protein 135 (gene Cep135). Bases 194 to 3616 code for a protein of 1140 amino acids. The transcript is spliced from 26 exons. The record is from RefSeq and is a predicted model, not a curated record. NCBI's taxonomy places the organism in Eukaryota, Metazoa, Chordata, Mammalia, Rodentia, Heteromyidae.
ACCGGGGCAACCGCGGCGCCUCCUCGGGGUGAGCCCUGCCGGUCUCUCCGCGCCAUUUUCAAACUGCCGUAGUUCGGGGCGGGUAACCGGGAGCUCGGGGAGCCGGAGGGCGGCGAGUGCGGGGGGCGAAGCGGCGGCCGGGGCUGCGGGACUUUAAAUUUUGAAGUGAAUAGACCUGGUUCUGGAAGGCGAGAUGACCACAGCUGCAGAGAGGAAGUUUAUUAACGUCAGAAGAAGAUUAGAUCAGCUGGGAUACCGACAGACUCUGACAGUGGAGUGUUUGCCUUUGGUAGAGAGAAUUUUCAGUGAUUUAGUUCAUACUACAGAAAGCCUUAGACAAUUAAAACUAUCUUCUGUGAAAGCUGAAAAAGAAAGUGCAAAUUUUGAUUUUGUCUUGGAGCCCUAUAAGCUUGAAAAUGCAAGAUUGAGUAAGGAAAAUAAUGAAUUAUACCUGGAGCUAAUGAGACUGAGAGAGUGCUCAGAACAAAACAUUAGAGAAUUGAAAACAGCAUUGAAGAAGAGUACACAUGAAACAGCUGAUCUGAAAUUUCUAAAUAACCAAUAUGUUCAUAAACUCAGACUUUUGGAGAAAGAGAGUAAAGCUAAGAAUGAAAAAAUUCAACAACUUCAAGAAAAGAAUUUGCAUGCUGUAGUACAAACUCCAGGUGGCAAGAAAAGAAGCAUUGCUUUCAGGCGCCAGCGGAUGCAAAUUGAUGAGCCAGUCCCCCCCUCUGAAAUCAGUUCUUACCCAGUUCCUCAGCCUGAUGACCCUUACAUUGCAGACCUUCUGGAAGUGGCUGAUAACAGGAUUCAGGAACUUCAGCAGGAGGUCCAGCAGCUACAGAACAAGCUAGCAGUGAUGGAAAGCGGAGUGAAAGACUACGGCAAGCAGAUUGAGCUGAGAGAACGAGAGAUAGAGCGCCUGUCAGUUGCUCUGGAUGGUGGGCGGUCCCCUGAUAUCCUGUCUCUGAAGACCAAAAAUAAAACCAACGAAAAGCUAAUUGCUCAUCUGAACGUUCAGGUUGACUUUCUUCAGCAAGCUAAUAAAGAGUUGGAGAAGCACAUUCAAGAGCUUUUGGAAACCAAGGAAACAGUGACAAGCGAAGUUGUUAGUUUAAGUAACAGAAAUGAAAAACUCUGCCAAGAAUUAAGUGAAAUAGACCAGUUAGCGCAGCAAUUGGAAAGACAUAAAGAAGAAGUGUUGGAGUCUGCUAAUAAAGAGCUUGGGGAAGCAAAGAAAGAGAUUAAAAGAAACCUCAGUGAAAUGCGGAAUCUUGAAGAAACAAUGGCAGAACUUAAACUGGAAUUAAAUGCAUGCCAUAAAGAAAAGGAAAGACUGAGUGAUGAACUCCUUCUGAAAUCAGACCUGGAAACUGUUGUUUAUCAGCUUGAACAAGAAAAGCAAAGACUUAACAAAAAGUUGGAAAGUUUUACAAGUACAGAAAGAAAACUUACUCUGGAAGUUGAGAGGAUGAGGCUGGAACAUGGAAUAAAACGUCGAGACAAGUCACCCUCUCGUUUAGAUACAUUUCUGAAAGGUAUAGAAGAAGAACGAGAUUAUUAUAAAAGAGAACUAGAACGACUCCAACAUAUAAUACAACGAAGAUCUUCCUCUAUGAAUUAUUGUGCACGUGAAAAACUUCCAAUACUUAAAACAUUAGAAAAGGAUGAUUACAAUUCAGAAAUUCAUGUGAUCACAAAAGAAAGAGAUGAACUUCAGCGUAUGCUAGAAAGAUUUGAAAAAUACAUGGAAGAUAUACAGUCCAAUGUUAAAUUAUUGACAGCAGAAAGAGAUAAACUGAGUACCUUAUAUACUGAAGCUCAAGAAGAACUAUCUACAUUAAGACAAGAAUCCUCCCAAACCACAGUCCCUAGUAAUCUCGUUAGUCUUAUGGAAAAGGAAAAGGAACUUGCAAUGUCUGACUUAAGAAGACUUAUGUCAGAAAGGGAAGCCUUAAAAGAAAAGUUAAAAAACAUCCAAGAAAUGAAUGUUUUUGGAAAAGCAGAAUUAGAGAAGACUGUUGAACAUUUGACACAUGUUAAUCAUCAGCUUGAAGAUGAGAAAUAUGAAUUACAAACUAAAAUGUUAAUAAUGAAAGAAACAAUAGACUCAUUAGAGAACAAAUCAAAUCUUCAAGCUCAAAAACUUAACCAUGUGGCCGGUGACUCAUCUCAUCAGAAAACAGAGAUGAAUUCCCUUAGGAUAGUCAAUGAGCAGCUACAGCGGUCAAUUGAUGAGUAUCAGCACCGACUCUCCAUAAAAAGAAGUGAACUCGAAUCCGCCCAAGAGAAAAUUAAAAUACUAGAGGAAAAAAUAGAUAACCUAACCCUGCAGAUGACAUCCCAGAAUGAGGAAGUUCAUGUCAUGAAGAAGACCAUUGGUGUUAUUGAUAAAGAGAAAGACAUUCUCCAGGAGACAGUAGAUGAGAAGACUGAAAAGAUUGCGAACUUUCAAGAAAACCUAGCUAAUAAGGAAAAAGUUAUUGCUCAGAUGAAGAAAACUAUCUCAGAAUAUGAAUUAUCUAUGAACCAGCUAAAGGAAACAUUGGGUAAUCGAGACCGGGAGAUAUGCUGCCUCCGACGCCAGCUUGAUACAGUUCAGAAAGAACUGGAUGAAGUGGGGAAAUCGAGAGAGGUGGCUUUUAAGGAAAACAGAAGAUUACAAGAUGAUCUGGCUACAGUGGCAAGAGAGAACCAGGAAAUCUCAUUGGAAUUGGAAGCAGCGGUGCAAGAGAAAGAAGAAAUGAAGAGUAGAGUUCAUAACUACAUAACUGAGGUGUCGCGAUGGGAGAGCUUAAUGGCCUCGAAGGAAAAAGAAAAUCAAGAUUUGCUAAACAGAUUUCAGAUGCUCCAUAGCCGUGCUGAGGACUGGGAGGUGAAAGCCCAUCAGGCUGAAGGAGAAAGCAGCUCCGUGCGCCUGGAGCUCCUUUCUAUUGACACAGAGAGGAGACAUCUUCGAGAACGGGUGGAGCUCCUAGAGAAAGAAAUACAGGAGCACUUAAAUGCACAUCAUGCUUAUGAAUCUCAGAUCUCAUCAAUGGCAAAGGCCAUGUCUAGAUUAGAAGAGGAACUGAGACAGCAAGAAAACGAGAAAACAACAAUACUGAAUGAUUUGUCGUCACUUAGAGAACUUUGCAUUAAGCUUGAUUCAGGCAAGGAUGUCAUGACACAGCAACUGAACACCAAAAACCUUGAGUUGGAGAGGACUAUGGUAGAAUUAGAAAAUGUAAAAUCAGAAUCAGAGCUGUUAAAAAAACAACUAUCAAGUGAGAGACUUACAAUUAAAAACCUUGAAUCAUUGUUGGCUACAAACAGAGAUAAAGAAUUUCAUUCGCAUUUAAGUGUCCAUGAGAAGGAUACAGAAAUUCAGCUGCUUAAGGAGAAGUUAACCCUUUCAGAAAGCAAAUUAACUAGUCAGCUCCGAGAAAACACCAUGCUUCGAGCUAAAAUGGCACAAUUGCAAACAGAUUAUGAUACUCUGAAAAGGCAGAUUUCAAAUGAAAGAUAUGAACGAGAACGAGCAAUCCAAGAGAUGCGUCGCCAUGGCCUUCCUACACCGCCCCUCAGUUCCACUCUGAAGUCUCCUUUACAGACUGCUGAACAUGUAGAUGUAUAGUAACCAGAAAUGAAUAAUAAUGGUUUUCAAGAGACCCUGUGGGGAUUUUUUAAAAGAACACAACAGUAAUGAAAUAUAUGAAGUACUUGUUCCUGCAAAUCAUGAACAUUGACACAAAUUCUACCUCUGUCAACUUUUAUUUAAAUCAGUGAAUAUUUAUGUAAGAAAUUUGGUUGAAAAGAACUCUGUAUAUUUUCAUAUGUAUGACAAAAAUACAUAUAUUAAUAGUGCUUAAGUGAUGCAAGGUCUAUUUUUGUAUUAUUCCUGACUUAAUUACUCUUUAAAAUGUACUUAUACUGUGAAUUAAUAUAAUGUAGUGUUCACAUUACGCUUUAGUAAUGUUUCUUAAUAAGACAUAAUACAUGCAUGGAAAUGUUCGUA